Molecule: messenger RNA, 2660 nt
Organism: Schistosoma rodhaini
Lineage: Eukaryota; Metazoa; Platyhelminthes; Trematoda; Strigeidida; Schistosomatidae
Source: the annotation of a GenBank genome assembly
GGUCGCUAAGUAGACUGCCACGAUUACGAAACCGAGUUGUGUUUAACUGCAGACAAUUUAACGAUCUCAGUAAAACCUUAAGAACUGUCAAGGUGACGCAACAAUCGUUCAACGACAGUUUGACCUUCAGGUGCUCAGUAACCUUCAACGGUGGGAGAUACGGCUAAAGCGCUGUCAAAAAUCGUCCUGGCUGCGAAAAUUGGCGUAAAUAAAAUGACAAUACAGCUAAGCGUCGCACGUUUCCCCUCUCGAAAAUGGCCAGUAAGGCUACAUCGUUCAGUUAGUUCAGCGAGUAACAGCUCUGUCACCCCAGCAGCGAAACGUGAAAACCUUCCACCAGCUAAUGUAACUGAGAAAGUAAAACAAACGACCAAAGACGUUGGGUAUUUUACGAUAGUUCUCGGCGGCUUUGCGCUUACAGGCACCAUCUUAUAUGCAAUAAUUCAGGAACUUUUCUCAUCCAAGAGCCCUAACGGUGUUUAUGACGAUGCCUUCAAAAUUUGUAAGACUGACAGUCGAGUGCUUAAUCUUUUUGGAAGUUCUCUCAAGGCUCGUACCAGCCCCGAUAGUCGUCGUAGAAGACAAAACAUUGCCUAUGACUCAUGGUAUGAUGACAAAGGUCGACUGCAUAUGGCAAUGAAAUUUUACAUUAAAGGCAAUUUGGAAUCUGGUGUAGUUUAUCUCGAGGUUGUAGAAAAUGAAUCUAAAGAAUUCGAUUAUCGAUAUCUAAUUGUUGAAACAGAAGGUGGUUUCUCAAAGAAACAAAUUAUACUUCGUUCUUUCUCGGAAGUUGAUAAUCCUAAUUUAUAAGUGAUCAAUAAUUAAAAUGCACUAGAAAAAAAAUGCAAAUUUGAUAUCAUUUUGUGUACAUGAAUAAUUUCACAUGUAUAAUCUAUACAUAUUUAGCCAAUAUAAAAUUUUCUGUUCAUAUUUUUCUAGUGGGUAAUUAAAUCAAACCAUCUAUCGUUUGCCUUAUAUACACAUGACGCGUUGCGACGUCUUUAUGCUUAUAAGAAUGGACAACAUUCUUAGGAACUUGAAAUGAUUAUAGUCGGAGUUUAAUGCCCUCACACAAAUCAUUCAAUUUGCGUGACGCAUAUAUAUUUGGUGCCUCCCUGUACCAAUGUUUAUUUGUUAAAAUGAAUAAGUUUAAUGCUAUCCUCUUAGCGUAAUUAGUUCGUGAGCACGUGAACCUUUGAUUGAGGUACCUGGGAUAAGUGUUACGCAUCCACAGCCAUCGCCUACCUCGACACGCAAUGCUGUCUGACAGAAAAGUAGAUUAAGAAAAAGCUAGGGGUGACCAAGCUAAAGAAUAACACUAUUCCACAAAGUCAUCAAGUACUGGUCUGGAUCGCUCUAGCAGAUCCAAAUUAUCUGAUUGAUGUCCUCAGAAUAACUGAACAAUGGUUAGGAACCUUACGUGAUAGCUUAGAAUCGGUUAUAGUGGUUCAAAUCCAUCUAUUCGGUGUCUUUCCUUAAGUGUUGAUGUUUAUGCACUAUUCUAUGAAUUCAUUCCAAAUUUCCAAAGCAUAUUUUCUAAGUUUAAUCUACUUGCUGUAAUCUGAAUUUUUCGAUGUUCAUCCUGUUAAUUUCAUCUCUAUGUUGAUAUAAUGUGAAAACUUGAGCCACUGGACACUUUUCCUGGGUUAUGUGCUGAUGAUGACUAAAUUAGUGUAGUGUUUGUUAAUAUUUUGUAUUUGAACGUGGUAAUCUUGUUUGUCUACAGUGAAAAUCUGUCUUAUAGGUAGGAUACUGGUUUAUUAGGAUCCUUCCUUGAUGGACAGACCGCUUGAAAAUAAUUUUACCAAAAAUAGUAAACUUUUGGAAUCGCGAUUAAGAUCUCACUGCUGACUCCAUUAUCAUAAAUAAUCAGUAUCCUCACUUAAAUUUCUUAUUUCAUAGACAGGAACGAUUUAAAAUGGGUUGCACUGAAAUCAUAACACUAUCUCCUUACGGGUUAAGAUUUACUAAGCCAACACUACAGAUAUGCUAUAUGUAACCGGUGUUAAGUUUUUAUCAUUAUGGACUCGGGUCAUCUUCAUAAACUAACGAGACCGGCAGCGCUAAUCUCUUUUUGUCAUGUUAUUUGAUAGAACAUCUUAUUUAUAUAUGUAGUCGACAAACGUUAAUCGCCCACGGACCUUCAGAAGUGCUUCGAAACGUUUUCUUAGUUCCCUAAAUUCUGUGUUGUUUCUAUCAAUAAACCUUAAUUGGCGUUUAUUAUGAACUGUUUGAGAUCGUUAUUUUUAGUCUUUGAGAAUUGUGCUUCAGACUAUAUCUUGUGGCUUUCAAUGUCCAAAUCCUGUGUCGAAUAAAUUAAUAGAACAACUCACUAAUAUUUUCUGUCCAUGUAAACCAGCUACUUGCUCUUAAAACGUUUUACAUGUUAAACACACUGUCUCCCAUGUAACUCUUCCAGCCAGUCUUGUCAUAUGUCAAAGCAAGCUAGUGUAAAAGAAAGGAAUAAUAAUGAAGUGAUUUGGAUUGAACUACGAAGGUAUAUUAAACUUGUCAAUUUUCAUCAUGUACUAAACCCGAAAUCCGAUUAUAUUAGAGAUAACAAUGAAGUGAAAAUUUAGGAAUAUUUAAACGUACCUAUCCAAUAGAUUCAAUUGUAAUUUAUCUGAUAAAAGGCACUAGUAAUGUGUAGAAAAUCGGCA